GCUCCCUGUGGACGCGUCCGCGCACCACGUGACGUGCUGUGUUUACAUCCUCUCUUCUCAGCUGUUCCUUCCACCACCCCGACAAAAGCAGUCGCUCCUUUCCACUUUCCCCGCCUGCUUUCAUCACAGACAAAAUAACAACUCUAAAGCCGAGCUGUAAAUGUUUCCUGGAGUCUCCAUGAACCGCCGCAUUGCACCCAUUAGACGGCAGUGACUAAAUGCGACACGGCAUUGUUGUCACUGGCCGCCCGGAGAUGACUAUUGCGUGAGGAGCGACAUCAGCGGGAUCUUUUCGGGCCCAUAACAGUUUUUGUCGGCAUGGGGGGAGCCGUGAGUGCCGGCGAGGACAAUGACGACCUCAUCGACAACCUGAAGGAGGCGCAGUACAUCCGCACGGAGAGAGUGGAGGAAGCUUUCCGCGCCAUCGACCGCGGCGACUACUACCUGGACGGCUACCGGGAUAGCGCCUACAAAGACUUGGCGUGGAAACACGGCAACAUCCACCUGUCGGCGCCGUGCAUUUACUCUGAGGUGAUGGAGGCGCUCAAGCUGCAGCCGGGACUUUCCUUCCUCAACCUGGGCAGCGGGACAGGCUACCUGAGCACCAUGGUGGGCCUCAUCAUCGGUAAGCUUGGAACAAAAUCAGCAACAAAUGACGAUAAACAUUCAAAUUAUCGUGGCAAUUUUUUUUCCCCUGCAGGUCCAUUUGGUGUGAAUCACGGUGUGGAGAUCCACAAGGACGUGGUCGAAUACGCCAGGGACAAACUGGACAGUUUCAUAAAGACCAGCGACAGCUUCGAUAAGUUUGAGUUCUGCGAGCCUGUGUUUGUGGUAGGAGAUUGCCUGGAAAUCUCCACAGAGAGCCACCAGUAUGAUCGCAUUUACUGCGGGGCCGGCGUGGAGAAGAUUUACGAAUAUUACAUGAAAGUCCUGCUCAAAGUCGGCGGCAUCCUGGUGCUGCCUAUCGAGGAUCAGCUGACCCAGAUCACCAGGACGGGCCAGUGCACGUGGGACAGCAAAAACAUCUUGGCUGUGUCUUUCGCGCCGCUGGUCCAGCAGAGCAGAGCUGACGGCGACAAACCGGAAAGUGUCCAGUUGCCCCCCGUGGCGGUGCGCAGCCUCCAGGACCUGUGCCGCAUCUACAUCCGCCGCACCCUCCGCGAGCUGGCGAGCGUCGGCGAUGAGGACGGCCAGGCCCGGCGCGCCGGGGCUCAGCGGGUUCCCCAGAAGCGCAAGCGGCGGCACUGCCGGCGGCGCCGCAUCAACACGUACGUCUUUGUGGGCAACCAGCUCAUUCCGCAGAUGGUGGAGAGCGAGGAGGAGCACGGCGACGACGAGCACAAGGAUGAGGAGGCCAACGUCCAGGAGGAGGAGGAGGACAAGGAGGAGAGGGACCUGGGCGAGGUGGAGAUCCUCAAGCAGACCAACGUCUUUAGAGACCACAUCUUGGCUCUCCCCUUGCCCGAGUCCCUCAAGGAAUAUUUGCUCUACUACAGGAAGAAGUGACGGUGGCAAGCAAAGGUGCGCACGUCGCAUUAUUCCCACGGUUUCUUGAAGGCGAAAGUCCACGCCACACUGGAUGAUUACGUUGACGUUCUCGUUUGUAUAUGUUGAUUUUCCUUUUGACUUGUUUUGUAUAUAAAACGCGCAUACUAUGAAAAUGAAUUCAGAUGAGGUCAAUUCAGUGGAACCUCCAAAGUGGAGCACAAUGCCCUUUGAGAGUCAGGCAUAUAGUUUAUUCAUCUCUUCCCAGGUCGUGAAAAUCUGUAACUUUACACCGUAACGUUGAAAAGUGAAAACAUCAUCUGACUUCCUCCCACAUUCCAAAAUCAGACUGAAAAUUAGCUUACCUGGAAGCAUUCCGGAUUUCAGAGGGUUGGAGAUCAUGGUUGCAAUCGUUUUCCGUGUCGCAUGACAACGACAAAAAAGCCAAAGAAAACGCAUCCUACAAUUUUUUUUUCCAACUUUAAAUUGUACCGCUUUGGAGGUUCUAGUGUGUGUGAAUGAUUGCUAGAAGUAAAGCAUUUUUUUUUUUAAUUUCUCAAUCAAAGAAGACUGAUGGGUUUUUCUACCUAAGAAGUGUCAUAACCGAUUUGUUUUUUUUCUACGGGGGACACAUUUUAACGCAACCUUUUCUAAAACAGGGCCGCCGACUUGACGUGAGGCGGUUCGGGUCGCAGCGGGCGGAGCGAGAGCCUUCCGUGAAGUGUUAUUAAUGCAUGAACACACUUUUACACGAGGAUCGAUUCAUUCACGCCAAUCAAUUGCGACGAAUCUGAAGUGAUUUUAGCUUUUCUAUUGAAAGCGAUACAAAUUUCAAAGCCUUUUUGUAUGUAUAACAAAGCACCUUAUUGUGGUUUGGGCUGGGAUGUGUGUGUGUGAGUGUGUGUGUCGGGGGGUGGGGGUGAUUUUUACAGCAGACUUCUAAAAUAUGAAAUGUACUGAUAAAAUGAUGAUUCGUCUGCACGACUUGUAUAGCGAUGGCGUUUUUUUUUAAGUGCCAACGUUACAUUUAGGAAACAACAUUCCACGUUUUUUUUUUUCAGUCACACGUAAUCUGACUUUUAUUUUUCUUUUACUUUGUGACAUUUAGUGUAUAAAAAUGCUGAAAUGAAAACUAUACAACUGUACAUAUAUGGAUAGUCUCUACAGUCUCUUUUUGAGUUUGUCGUAGCACCUUCUUGCUGUACUGUAUUGACACUGGCAACUCUGUACCACCAAAACGUCACUGCUGUCUGUUCAAAUAGAUGAAUAUAUACAAUAGCCUUCAUUGAUGACAAAUAUUCUUAGAGAGGUGAGAAAAAAUGCUGAUUAUUAUUAUUCGUUUUUCUGUGUUACGAUAAGUUGACUCCCCCCACACCCCCUUCCUUUGUUUUACUUUCAUUGGAAAGUUUUUAAAGUGAGCAAUAAAUUGUUCAUGCCACCUUUGAUUUGCAUUGCGGCCAUUAAAACUCUCAUGAAAGGAUUUAGGACGACACCGGAACACAAUCCAUAUUGUGAUGCUGGUUGACUUCAAACACUGUAUGAGAAAACUAGAAUAACAUACAGGUUAGGAGAUUUUGCAUCUUUGACUUGAAGGUUCCACUGAAACGAAGCAAUCGAGCCAAUUUUGGGAUUUGGACGCAGAGCCAAACAGGCUGCAUGAAUUUCUUGGAGCGUGGAUGCGUGUGCAGUUCAUUUCUAAAAUGUGUUGUUUCUCUGUGGAUGUUUGGCACCAGAAUAAAAGUCACAACCACAAA
Molecule: messenger RNA, 3239 nt
Organism: Syngnathus typhle (broad-nosed pipefish)
Lineage: Eukaryota; Metazoa; Chordata; Actinopteri; Syngnathiformes; Syngnathidae
Gene: pcmtd1
Product: protein-L-isoaspartate (D-aspartate) O-methyltransferase domain containing 1
Exons: 5
Coding region: 319-1506 (395 amino acids)
Biological process (GO): protein modification process
Cellular component (GO): cytoplasm
Molecular function (GO): protein-L-isoaspartate (D-aspartate) O-methyltransferase activity
Source: RefSeq, a predicted model, not a curated record